GGACUGGGGUCAACUGGGAGGCCCCGCCCACUCCCCCCAUUGGCCCCGCCCCCUCAGGCCGGAAGAGCGUCGCUUCGCCGUCUUCUCAUUGGCCGUGGGGCCGGACGGGCGGGAGGUGGUGGGCGGAGCCAACGACGGCUGCCUCUACGUCUACGACCGGGAGGUCCAACGCCGCAUCCUACGGGUGGAGGCCCACGAGGACGACGUCAACGCGGUGGCCCUGGGGGACGGCACGGGGGGGCAGCUGUUGCUCUCGGGGGGGGACGACGGGGUCAUCCGGGCCUGGGACCGCCGCUGCCUGGGGGAGGGGCAGCCCCGCCCCGUCGGCCUCCUGGCCGGCCACCGCGAUGGAAUCACCUUCCUGCACCCCCGGGGCGACGGGCGUUACCUGGUCUCCAACUCCAAGGACCAGACGGCCAAGUUGUGGGACCUGAGGCGACCGGCCGGGCCGGGGGGUUUGGCCGCCGCCCGUCGGGCCGUGGCUCGGCAGAGCUGGGACUAUCGGUGGCAACGGGCCCCCCCCCGAG
Calidris pugnax (ruff) is the source of this 527-nucleotide messenger RNA. RefSeq names its product DDB1 and CUL4 associated factor 11 (gene DCAF11). Gene Ontology annotation, biological process: proteasome-mediated ubiquitin-dependent protein catabolic process. Gene Ontology annotation, cellular component: Cul4-RING E3 ubiquitin ligase complex. The annotation marks the transcript as partial. The transcript has 3 exons. Gene Ontology annotation, molecular function: protein binding. NCBI's taxonomy places the organism in Eukaryota, Metazoa, Chordata, Aves, Charadriiformes, Scolopacidae. The record is from RefSeq and is a predicted model, not a curated record.